Cladocopium goreaui is the source of this 1088-nucleotide messenger RNA. NCBI's taxonomy places the organism in Eukaryota, Dinophyceae, Suessiales, Symbiodiniaceae. The record is from the annotation of a GenBank genome assembly.
AUGGUGGCCUAUCUCAUAAUUGCCCUGUUUGGUGCUCAUGCUGCACUGGGAGAUGAUUCCAUCAGGGGCGAGGCAGCACCUUUGGCUUUGUGGGCCAGCAUCCGUGAGAACCGAACGGCAGUGAAGCCGCUCUAUGCUUCAAUGGCUGGACACGACCCUGCCUCAGGGAAGAACUGGACUUCCAAGCCGAAGCAGCAAGUGAACGCUUGGAACAAGACGAUGCAGCACACCUAUCACACCUACAUUCCAUCGAGCUAUCAAAAAUUGCCCUCCAAAGCGGCCGACAUCCGAGCGUCCUCGGCAGCCUCCAGUGAUGAGCAAAAAUUCACGGGCUACAGCUCCCAGUAUGGUGGACUGGCGAAGAUUGCCAUGCGCGGUGCCAAAAAUGACUUUCAUCAGCGAAGCCGCACAUCAACUGGAGCCAUGUCUGACAUUCCUGAGAUGCACGAAUACGCAGACAGGUAUUCUUCAAGGCAAAGUUCCCAUGAUACUGACUACAAAACUUACUUGAAAGACUAUGCAGGGAACGAGAAGGGCCAAGACGGUGAGAAGUACAUGAAAGCUUCCGGUUCCACCGGUUCUUCCGUCCCAGAUUACCAGCACUUUGCCGGUUCUUCGUACGCGUCUGGAGAUCAAGGCAAAAGCGAUCAGAAGAAACCCUACCAGAAGUAUAUGCGUGGCAGAUCAAGCUGGGAUGAGCAGUAUGGGCACAGCUCUGGUUGGAAGACGCAGCUCUCUGGUGUAGUGCCAUCCUUUGUGCCUCGCUUUGUUGCUGACCCCGGAGCCCAAGCCCUUGGGUCAGCAAGAGCGGAGGCUGUGGAUGCCACGCAACUUCCAAGCUCGCAGGAUGGUUUGCGGCAGUGGUACUGGCUUGCUACCGCCUCGCAACUCGUGCUAUUUCCUGCAAAAAAUGCCACAACUUCGGGCUUUGGCAGCUUCACCCUCACAUCCAAAUCAUCAAAGAGCUGCAUCCACAUCCAAAGAAACAUUGGCAGAUCUCGGAUCUCAACGCAGGGGCAACGUUUUCACUGUGGGGUGUUUCAGGUCAACGUAUGUGGACUCUUUCCAUUUUAAUGGGGACUUCUUGG